AUGACCGACAUCUGUGAGGAACAACCAGGCUCAGCUGACUCAAGUGACUUAACUGACUCAAGUGACUUAACUGACUCCACUGACUUAACUGACUCCACUGACUUAACUGACUCCACUGACUCAAGUGCCAUAACUGACUCAAGUGACUUAACUGACUCAGCUGACUCAAGUGACUUAACCGACUCAACUGACUCCACUGACUCAAGUGACUUAACUGACUCAAGUGACUUAACUGACUCCACUGACUUAACUGACUCCACUGACUUAACUGACUCCACUGACUUAACUGACUCCACUGACUCAAGUGCCUUAACUGACUCAAAAGAAAAGCUUCUGACCAAGUAA
Molecule: messenger RNA, 345 nt
Organism: Austrofundulus limnaeus
Lineage: Eukaryota; Metazoa; Chordata; Actinopteri; Cyprinodontiformes; Rivulidae
Source: RefSeq, a predicted model, not a curated record